AUGCACAUCUUCACGCCAAUCUUCCCCCUCUUCACUGCCUUCAUCCCUCUCCUCCUGACGAGUGCACAAGCACAGUUCACCUGCACGUGGAAAAUCGGCGACAAAACUCCCUUCAAUUACGACUUCGCACUCUUCUGUAGGGCCGUGCGACAGGACGAGAAGGGGGGCUUCGCCACCUACAUCUGCGACGGCCACGGUACGGGCGAGUAUGACACUCGCGUCGCCUCCUGGAGCUUCAUGCACAAGGACAAACUCCUCGUCGAGCGCGGGCAGCGGCGGCGAUCGAAGCCGAUACUGACACAGGAAAUCCCUCUGGUCCUCCUCGUGCCAGGCGAGUGGCCGACCAAUUUUUCCACAGAGCAGGCUCCGGGUUAUGUGGAAUUGCUGGAGAGCAAAGAUGGAAGAGCUGGGCCACAAGGCCACGAGAAUGUGCCGCAGAUCGCAAGCCCGAUGCCAGCGCUGGGCAACUGGUCCCGUGGAUCCCUGCGAUGUGAUGCUUCUCGUCCGAUCGCGACCUCCCCUCAGCUGCUCAGGAUGCUCUAUUUGCUACUUCUCUCCCUCUCUGACCUCAUCGCCCGAUCCCUCGCGAGCCCAGAUAUCGUUUGCAACUGGAAGAUUGGCAAUCGAGUCCCUUUUGCCUACGACUUUGCCCUCUUCUGUAGGGCGGUCAAGGUGGAGCAGAAGGGGGGGUAUGCGACCUACAGAUGCGACGGCCAUGGCACCGGCGCAUAUGGUGUUCAAGUUGCUGCCUGGGGCUAUUGGAAGAAGGAGCGAUUAGAUGUAGGGGCGCCGUGUGCUGGGGACAGCUGGGGAUCCACGCGCUUUGGUCGAUGCUAUAGCCCGACGUGGGCGUUUUGUCUAGGCAACAGCACGGCCGGGGAUUGCUACUAUCACAGAUCGACCGAUGAGUGUAGCUGGCCGGUCACCUUUACAAAGGAAGAAGCUCCUGCCGACGUUGAGGUCUGGUACCAGUAUCGCUACUAG
Molecule: messenger RNA, 984 nt
Organism: Jaminaea rosea
Lineage: Eukaryota; Fungi; Basidiomycota; Exobasidiomycetes; Microstromatales
Exons: 5
Coding region: 1-984 (327 amino acids)
Source: RefSeq, a predicted model, not a curated record